Diospyros lotus (date-plum) is the source of this 1303-nucleotide messenger RNA. RefSeq names its product nudix hydrolase 16, mitochondrial-like. Gene Ontology annotation, molecular function: pyrophosphatase activity. The transcript is spliced from 5 exons. Lineage: Eukaryota; Viridiplantae; Streptophyta; Magnoliopsida; Ericales; Ebenaceae. The record is from RefSeq and is a predicted model, not a curated record. Gene Ontology annotation, cellular component: cytoplasm; nucleus. The coding region runs from base 208 to 753 and encodes 181 amino acids.
AGAGAGAGGCACGCAGCUGCUUCGAUCUCCAAUGUAUGUUGUUGUCGUCAUCAUCUAUCCGCUUUCCUUCUGCCUCUCUCUCCCCCCACCGAUUGCAUUUCUGGGCGGCAACUUCUCUCACAUUUCCAGAGAGUCUCUUCGUUGCUUCCACCAAGCAAUCCGCAGAUAAAUAUGACGAGUGGAUUCUCUGAAUUCCAAGCAUAGCGAAUGUCGGAAUUGGUGGCCCGCACCGGUCGGCAUCAGCAGCGCUACGAGGCCGGUUUCCGCCUCAUCGCUGGGUGUAUUCCUUUUAGGUAUAGAAAUUUUGUAGAAGGUAAUGGUGAUACAUCUGCAAAGGAUGUUGAGGUCCUUAUGAUCAACUCAACUAGUGGACCUGGUCUUCUCUUCCCAAAGGGAGGAUGGGAAAAUGAUGAAAAUGUUGAGGAGGCAGCACUUCGUGAAGCUUUAGAAGAGGCUGGAGUUCGGGGGGAUUUACUGCAUUUCCUGGGGUACUACAAAUUCAAAAGCAAAACACUCCAAGAUGAGUUCAGCCCGGAAGGUUUAUGUAAAGCUGCCGUGUUUGCUUUGCUUGUGAAGGAGGAGCUAGAGUCUUGGCCCGAGCAAAGCACCCGGCAAAGAACAUGGCUAGCAGUUCCUGAAGCCAUUGACUGUUGCCGGCAUCCAUGGAUGCGAGAGGCUCUUGAGGAAGGAUUUUCCAGGUGGCAUGCUGAUGGUAUGAUAGGCACCGUGAACAAUAAGGAUCAUGUGUCUUAAUCGGUUUCAUCACCUGAUUGGCAUUUUGAGUUUCUAGAUGGUCAAGGCACCUGUCUGAAACAGAUUGUGGUGCUUAGUUUUCUUUUACUUUUACUUUUCCCCUAGUUUAGAAGCAUUGGAGGAGAUGCUGAGAUUUGUCUUAUUCAGGACACUGUUUUCUUCAUAUUACUGAACUUACAUACAUGCUUGUUCCUUUUUUCCUAGCCAGUUAGGCAUUUUUUAGUUUCUAGAUGUUUUGGGCACCUGUCUGAAGCAGACUUGGUGCUUAUUUUUGUUUCACUUUUGUUUUUGUCUGGAAGCAGAGAGAGUGACACAGAUUUGAUUUUUUUUUUUUUUUUUUUGUGGGGUUAUUGAACUUGUAAACAUGCUUGGUGUCAAGCAAAUUUCAGCAGUAGGAAGGAUAUUCAUUGCUUUGCUUAGGACUAAUAUCUUAAGUCCAGAGGAAAUAGUGUUUUUUCCUUCAGCAAUUAGAAUCCUUUUAAGAGUAGAUGUAUAUUGUUGCAAUGUCUAUAGAUAUUCUGCUAAAAUACUAACAGUUGAGUUGAGUUGA